Ciona intestinalis (vase tunicate) is the source of this 972-nucleotide messenger RNA. NCBI's taxonomy places the organism in Eukaryota, Metazoa, Chordata, Ascidiacea, Phlebobranchia, Cionidae. The record is from RefSeq.
AAUAUACGAUCUGGUGAUCACAUUUAUAUAAAUUUGGACCAUCGUCAUUGGAUUAAAAGUCAAAUUUCAUAAUGUCAACGACUUUGCGACCGUAUUUAAACGCAGUUCGAGCGACAUUAAAUGCCUCGAUGUGUUUGGAGAAUUUCAACUCACAAGUUGUGGAACGUCAUGUUAAACCAGAGGUUGAAGUAAAAACAAGCAAAGAACUUCUAUUAACACCACUCGUAAUUGCACGAAAUGAAAAAGAAAAAGUUUUAAUUGAAUCAUCCAUUAACUCCAUUCGCGUCAGUAUUGCUGUCAAACAGGCAGAUGAAAUUGAACAAAUUCUGUGCCAAAAGUUCAUGAGGUUUAUGAUGAUGAGAGCUGAGAAUUUUGUUGUUCUACGAAGAAAACCAGUUGAAGGAUACGACAUCAGCUUCCUCAUCACCAACAUCCACACGGAGCAGAUGCUCAAACACAAACUCGUUGACUUUGUGAUUCACUUCAUGGAGGAGAUCGAUAAAGAAAUAAGCGAGAUGAAACUCUCUGUGAAUGCAAGAGCAAGAAUCGUAGCAGAAGAAUUUUUAAAAAAGUUUUGAAACAUUCCAUGAGGUGCCCACUCAAAUCACUGCACUCGCAAACAAAUUUCAACAAGAUUUUAUUAAAAGUUUUGCUAGAGCAAAAUCUUUGCCUGAUGCACUUGUGUAACUGUUUGCAGCUUUAUUUGUUCUGCAGCUGCUGUAUAUUAAUCAAGAGCAGUCAUAAUUAAACCUAUCUCAUAAUAAUGAUUGCUAUCCAUGACCAGUUAUAUUGAAUUCUUAUCACAAUUAAAUGUUACUGGUCAAGUUUAGUUUGGUAAAUUUUCCAUCAUACCCAGCGAUUUUGGUUCUGAAAUUUUAAAGUCCUUUUUUGCCGUAUUUAAAUUAAUUUCGAAUAUGAUUAUGUACGCAGUGUAACGAUGUAUAUAUAUGUGAUAUUAUAAUGGUCAAAGUC